AUGAAGUAUAAAAUUGAUUUAAUUUUUAUUUAUCUAGUAUUAAUUUUAACUAGUAUUGCAUUUAGUAAAGAUAACCAUAUUAGUGAUGAAACUUAUGAGUAUAUAGAAAGUUAUGAAACUGAAAGUAAUAUUACUUCAAGUGAAGAAAGUAUUAGUUAUCUUCAAGAAACCAGUAAUGAAAAUGAAGAUUACAAAGAUAACGAUGCAGAUGAAAACGAUAAAGAUAAAAAUGAAGGUGAGAUAACAGAAGAGAUUAAUUUGGAAACAAAUGUAAAAACAGAAAAUAAUUCAAUUUCUUUAAAUUUGAAGUCAAAUUUUGAUAAAGAUAAUUUAAAUAUGUUUAAAAUUAAUUUCACAAAUGAUAGUGUUAAAAAGUACGAACAAAAACUUGAAUAUUACUAUUUGGAAGAUGAUGGUCAAACUAUACAUUAUUAUGAAUCUAAUGAAAGUAAGGAAGAAAAUAUGAAUAAACCAACUGACAAAAUUAUUACUACUAUUUUAAUAGAAACUAACAAAAAGCCAUAUAAUAAUUAUCAGCUCAAUGAAGGUAGUUUAGAUGAAGAAAAAGAUUUUGAUAAAUAUAAUAGUGGAUCAUAUGAAGAUUAUUAA
This is a messenger RNA of Strongyloides ratti, 609 nucleotides long. RefSeq lists its product as hypothetical. The transcript has 2 exons. Bases 1 to 609 code for a protein of 202 amino acids. Lineage: Eukaryota; Metazoa; Nematoda; Chromadorea; Rhabditida; Strongyloididae. The record is from RefSeq and is a predicted model, not a curated record.